Parathielavia appendiculata is the source of this 2265-nucleotide messenger RNA. RefSeq lists its product as uncharacterized. NCBI's taxonomy places the organism in Eukaryota, Fungi, Ascomycota, Sordariomycetes, Sordariales, Chaetomiaceae. The transcript is spliced from 3 exons. Gene Ontology annotation, molecular function: zinc ion binding; DNA binding. The coding region runs from base 1 to 2265 and encodes 754 amino acids. Gene Ontology annotation, biological process: DNA-templated transcription. The record is from RefSeq and is a predicted model, not a curated record. Gene Ontology annotation, cellular component: nucleus.
AUGUCCGCCCCAUGCGCCGUCCCUCGGACGGCUCCCAUAGCCAUCGCGCCAAAACCGCCGCGCUUUCCACCGAGCCGCCAGAACAGCAUACAUCUCGAUUCCUUCCGCAGCGGCUUCGAUUCGCCCGACUCGGACUCGGUAAGCGGCUUCUCAGCACCCCCUUGCGAGGCUUGCCUGAACCGGCGGAGCGAUUGUGUCAUGGGCGACGACGAGGAAAGCUGUGUUGCGUGCCUGGUUGCCGGAACGGAGUGUUCGCUGGCCGAAAGCCCCCUGCCACGGAAGCGCAAGCUGAACGGUGACCUGGACGGCGGCAGCGCUAGCAAGAGAAGACGGCGCCAUCAGCAUCAGAGUCUGUCGUGCACCACGGCCAGCAGCUCCCUCGUCGAGGAGAUGGCCAACUUUGGCGGCCCGACGCUGCUGAAACGCACCCUCGGCCUCCAAGCAGACAGGUACAGUCAGUAUAUUGGGCCAACCACCGACUUUGAGCCAUCCCUCAUCAACCUUUCCCCAUUUGACCCGCACGACGAGAGCCUGCUGGCGCGGGGCACUUUGAGGAGGGUGAGCGACAAUGACACGUUCCUGCUGUUGCCCGACCACAGCACGCCGGGCUAUGAGCACAUACUCAGUGACGUCGAUGAGAUCGAGAACCUUGUGGCGCCCCAUGGCCGCAAGCUGAUAGACUUGUACUUUCGGGUCGUGCACCCGGCCUUCCCCAUCCUCCAAAAGAGCGUGUUCCUCGAGAAGUACGAACGCUCGCACCGCGAGUUCUCGCCCCCGGUUCUUGCUGCCGUCUACAUCUUGGCCAUCAACUGGUGGGAGCAGUCGGAGGAACUGGCAAGCCACCCGCGGCCCAAUGUCCGAGAGCUCGAGAGGCUGGUGCGGACCACGCUGGCCGAUGCCAUGUACCGACCCAAGCUGUCAACACUACAGGCCGGCCUCAUCCUGUCGCAACGACCUGAGGGAGACCAGUGGGCACCCACUGCGCAGCUCGUAGCCAUCGGACAGGAGCUUGGUCUGCAUUUAGAUUGCAGCCACUGGAAGAUUCCGCCCUGGGAGCGCGGCCUACGGAAGCGCCUAGCCUGGGCUUUGUAUAUGCAGGACAAAUGGGGUGCUCUCGUCCACGGCCGGCCGUCACACAUCUUCGCUUCCAACUGGGCUGUGCAACCCCUGAAUUCGAAUGAUUUCCCAGACGUGGAAUGGGAUGAGAAUGAUGCCGAGGGGAGGAUAGAGAUUGAACGCGGUCGCGUGCUGUUUGGGCAGAUGGUGCAACUGUCGCAGAUCCUCGCCGAGAUCCUCGAAACCUUCUACACCCUGCAGGCUUCACAGGCCGCCGCCAACGCGGGCGCGCAAGCCACGCAGCUUAUACUCUCCCUUGCCAAGCCGAUCCAACUCAAGCUCAAGGAGUGGUACUCGGGCCUCCCUGCCGUCGUCCGCAUGGACUCGAGCUUUCAGAGCGGCCUCAACCAGUCCAACCGCCCCUCCAGCAUAGGCUUCCUCCACCUAGCCUAUUUCGCCACGGAAAUUACCCUCCACCGGCGCAUCAUACGCUCAAUGGACGCGUCCGGCGCGGCAGCUGCUUCCUCUUCCCCUUCCCCAGCCGGCGCCAACGCCAAUACUGGUGGGGUCGACCCCUACAUUCAACACAUUUGUCGCAGCGCCGCCAAAGCCCGCCUCAUCUCGGCCAUGGACUUUGUCAACCGCCUCACCCCUUCGCAUCUGCGCUCCUUUUGGUACUUCGCCUCCAAAACUAACUUUGCCCUCAUCGGGACGUUUGGCUCCCUCCUGUGGGCGACGUCGCCGGGUAGGGAGGAAGCCGAGUGGUAUCGCCGCCGUCUGGGCGAGUACCGCUGGACGCUGUCGGUGAGCUCCAAGCCGGGCGAGGGCAAGGGCCUGACCGAGUUUGCCAUGGGCAUGUUGGACAUCUCGACGGGUCUGCUCAAGAAGCUGCCCGAGAAGCCGCUCCUGAGUCGGAGCGGCAGCGCGGUGGAUAUCGAUGCCGCGAGGAGGCAGAGCCUGCUCGCGCUGGGAGGAACGGGGGCGUCUGGCGUUGCUGGCGGGAGUAGUAGUAGUGGGAAUCUGAUGGGGAUGGGCGGGUUUGGCGUCGGCGGGAGCGGGAGUAUGAGUGGGUUGGAGAGCUAUAGUGGCGGGCACUCUGCGGAAGCGAGUGGCGUGCAGAGUCCCGGGAGCGAGGAAAGCGAGUGCUCGGAGGAGGGAGUGUAUGGGAAUUUUUCUGCAACGGCGGGGAUGGCUGGGUUGGCGGACUAG